CAGCUUCCCAGAGCGUCUAUAUCCUUUUGCAAUUUUUUUGGAAUCCUACGAACGCGCGUUUGUUCAGCUACACUGCCUCGUCCCGGUGGGGGUAUAAAACUCACAAACUGGGUAUCCAAAUCGUCAUUGUACCUGCAUCAUCUACGUUACAAUGGCAGCCGCUCUCGUCAGCUUUAUCCUCACCCAAAGCAUCUAUGCCGCACCUACACCUCAGAUCUGUGGACAUCCACCACCCAACAGUACAGCUUUCUCCAUAAAUUACUCGGAUGCGUGUAACGAUCUGCGUAACUGUCGGACUAUGUGGAGCAUAGUGUACAGCUGCCUCCUUACGAUGAUCGCUUGCAUGUGGACAGCAAUCCAUCCAGAUGUGCCUAAGCAAUAUUCGGCUUGGUCGUUUGGGGAGGGUUCUCGUAAGGUUGAUAUGAUUUGUAUGUUGAUUUUUCCGGAGCUGUUGGUUUCGGCUGCAUGGAGAGAGUUCUCCGUAGCUUGGAGAAUAUCAACAAGGUGUGCUGGAAUCAAAGGAUGGUCAUUCACCCAUUCAUAUUUUGUUAUUAUGGGUGGCUUCUUCGACUCCUCCAAACGAAAAGCAGUGAAGCUAGAUGGAAAUGAAGACCCUUCUACGCUCUUUGUGAAAUACCCUGGUAUAAUUGCGAGGUCGGGAGAUCACAGAGAGGUCGCAGUAAGUAGGGAGCAGAUCCUCGACAGAAGCAAAGGCAACUUUUUUGCAAAGUCCAUUGUCGUGCUCCAGUUACUGUGGUUCACAACCCAGUAUGUUGGACGGUGGGCAGGCCAUCUACCCAGGUCACUUCUGGAAACGAUGACUGUUGCCUAUGCGGCACUUAGCAUCCUUGUUUGUGCUUUGUGGUGGCAUAAACCACUGGACGUCCAUUUCCCAAUCCAUGUAACGGAAGAGACUGAGCCCAAUCCCUCAAAUUCCGAUGCCGUCGCUGAUCCAGCACUGCCCAAAACAGAGAACACGUCAAAUCCAACUUCCCCUGCAGCGAAGCUCAUGGAGACAAGUCCCACAUGGAUAUUUUUAGUUACUGGUAUCAUUUUUGGUGGGGUUCAUUGCCUUGCAUGGUCAUUUCUAUUUCCGACGCAUGCGGAGAAACUUUUGUGGCGCAUAUCUGCGAUAAUUAUGACUGUGAGCCCUGGCGCUUCAGCAUGGGCCAUUGAAAGACUGGAAAAGGAUGAAGGCACAAGCGAGUUCCUUUUAAGUCUCUCCAUGCUUUUUUAUGCUAUUGCUCGGAUUAUCCUGUUCACUCUCACAUUUACGUCUUUGCAAUCUCCACCCGCCGCUCUUUACCGAACUAUAUCCUGGACGUCUUUCAUCCCCCACCUAGGAUGACAUAAUCGUAGACACAUAGCAUCGUCGCUCUGCAUAACAAGAACAGUCUAUUAUAAUGCACUGCCUACCUCCUUUUUAACUAGCCACCCAUCAACUCCCUACAUCCUUCGCCGUCGCAGGGUCAGCAUGGAAGGCCACUCCUUCUAAGGCCAAGCCAGAUAGUCUGGAGGUAAUAGAGCUAUAUAUAGGAAGCGCUAGAUCUAAUGUGCAAUGGCUGAGUGAAUAUAUAUUGGUUGACUGC
Molecule: messenger RNA, 1589 nt
Organism: Cantharellus anzutake
Lineage: Eukaryota; Fungi; Basidiomycota; Agaricomycetes; Cantharellales; Hydnaceae
Exons: 3
Coding region: 152-1348 (398 amino acids)
Source: RefSeq, a predicted model, not a curated record